This is a messenger RNA of Didymodactylos carnosus, 2382 nucleotides long. Lineage: Eukaryota; Metazoa; Rotifera; Eurotatoria; Philodinida; Philodinidae. The record is from the annotation of a GenBank genome assembly.
UCCCCUGCAGGGAGUGCAGGCAGGAAAACAUUCUUCUUUAUCUGCCGGCCGUUAGUGGAAAUUUUUUUUAUUCACCUGCAAAUUGCAACCUGCCUGCACUUUACCAUGCAGGUGAUCAGCUCUGUAAAGGCCAUUUAAGGCUAAGACAGCUCUGGAUUCGAUUUGCGGACAUAAUUUGUUUUUUCUUUUACAAAAAAGAAUAGUAGAUAUACAAUAAACCAAGAUUUUUUUUUGGGAUUUCAUCAAUUAACUGAUGACAGCACUUCUUUCCUAUACCGUUGUCACCAUAGAAUAUACGCGACAAAAAGCAUCAUUUUUUGUAUGAUGAUAAGAUAUAGUUGUUUUUGUAUAGACGAAAACUUCACACGAGCUAUGGAAUCAAGUGGCAAUAACAUAGAAAUUAUUAUUUAUAAUAUACGUUUCACUAGAAUUCCACUUGGAAUGCAUCUAUUCAUGAUCAAUACUUUACAGUCGUUCAAACCUAUCUGUCGCGAUACUGAAACCUUUUGGCACCGGGGGACACAUUGUAAAAAGUAAAGUGUGCCCGUAGACAUGUAAAAGUUCUAAGUGCGCAAGCACGAAUCAAAUUGCUGUGUUUUUUUUCUAGGUGUGUAAAAGUCUUUCUAUAUUCGCAGAUGUGUAAAUUCUGCCAGUAUGUUUCUCGCACAUCACAGUGUGCAUUUCUAGCUGUGCAAAUUCAGUGGGUUUUGGGCAUACUUUAUUUUUUGCAGUGCAGAGUCUGUAGAUACCAUGGAUGUCGUUGAGUUGUUAAAAUAAUUAUCUCUCAUUAUCAUACAAAAAAGCAAGGACAUGAUGCUUUUCUCCAUGUAUAUGCUAUAGUGGAAACAUUAUAGGAAAAAGUGCUGUCAUCAGGUAAUUGAUGAUAUUACGAAAAAAGAAAUCUUUGUUUAUUGUACAUGUACUCUUUUUUUGUAAAAGAAAAAACAAGUUAUGUCAGGAAAUCUAUGGUACAAGAACAUGAAUAUGCGAGCAACUUCUUGUGUUUUAACAACUUUUAUAGGCUUUCUUAUCUUUCCUUGUUUAACUGUUAAAUGUGAUCUUACUGCGUCGGGUCGAAUGUUUUCUCUUUUGGGAUCAAUGACCUUUUAUGCAUUUUAGAUGACAUCGUUUCUUUGUUUCCUUGGUUUUCUAAUUCUUUUUAUCAGUGCUUAUCAUAUUAAUUGUUUCGAAGAUUUGAGCGAAAGCGGCGAACAUCCAGACCUUCAUCUUGAUCGAACUAAACGACUCAGUCCGCAGUCUCUCGAAGAAUAUGCAUCAAGCUUGGUUAAAAACUCAGCAACGAAACUACAAGAUCUUCAUAAAAAUGAAACUCUUGUAAAACUUGUUUUCGACAAAUUUAAACUGAAGCAUGGCCGCCGUUACCAUAACUCGAGUGAAGAACAUCGUCGAAGACAGAUUUUCGGUCAACGUAUGGCACAUGUUUUAAAUGUUAAUUCGAAAAACCUGUCACAUAAGUUGGGAUUAAAUCAUUUUUCAGAUCUGACUGAACAAGAAUUUAAUCGACAGAAAAAAGGUCUUAUACCCGACCAUAAAAAACGCACUCGCAAGCCCCGUUCAGUCUUCAUGCAAUAUGUGAUUCAUAGCGCCAAAGUAAAGUCACAAACGAAAUCGAAGCAUAAAUCAGUGACAAAAGCCCCACCGGCGAAAGGUGUAACAGCUUCGACUACAUUAGAUUGGGUAGCUAAAGGUCGUGUAACUUCACCAACAAACCAGCUUUCAUGCGGCGAUUGUUACGCAUUUGCUACCACGGCAGUCGUGGAGGGGCUACUGGCAAAGAAAACGGCGAAGUUGGUUAGUUUAAGUCCACAAGAAAUAACUGAUUGUUCACAAAGCUAUCAACUGCAAUAUUAUGGACAAGAAAGUGGAGCUGGCGGUUGUGGUGGCGGGGGUUUCGUUCCUUCAAUUCAAUAUCUGAACUCAAACGGCGGACGUCAAGCUCGUUGGAAUGAUUAUCCUUACGUAGGCGAUCAGCAAGGUUGCCGAGCUUCCGCCGUUUCUCGACAAACAAUCGGAGCUAACAUUAAGUACACGGCUGUGAAAGAAGGUGAUGAAGCUGCCCUCUUGCAAGCUGUUACUCGAGGACCAGUUUUUCUGGCUAUUAAUGCAAACACACAGACGUUUAUGUCUUAUGCAAGUGGAGUUAUUAACUUAUCAGCACAAGACUGUCCAAACAGUCCAUAUUCAUUGGAUCAUGCUGUGACACUUGUUGGCUAUGGUUAUGAUUCUACAACGAAACUGAAUUAUUGGAAAGUGAAAAAUAGCUGGUCUACCAGCUGGGGUGAAGGUGGCUAUUUUCGUAUCGCAAGGGGAACGAAAAAUGUAUGCGGCGUUGCUUCAGGAGCCUGGGAAGGAACACUUUGA